This is a messenger RNA of Fusarium proliferatum ET1, 1818 nucleotides long. RefSeq lists its product as uncharacterized. The transcript is spliced from 2 exons. The record is from RefSeq and is a predicted model, not a curated record. NCBI's taxonomy places the organism in Eukaryota, Fungi, Ascomycota, Sordariomycetes, Hypocreales, Nectriaceae. Bases 1 to 1818 code for a protein of 605 amino acids.
AUGUCUAAGAAACCACAUUGGUCGUCAUUACGCCGCAGGGCAGCCUUGUCUGACCAUCUUUUCUUGCCUUCACGUCUACAGAAUCUGCCACGACACAUGGAUGAUUCCGAGAGAAGACUAACACUUGGAGAUUUGGGUAAACUAGCUAAGGAGAGACAGGAAACUACUCGGAGUGCCACAUUAGGGGAUGUGGGAGAUUGGUUCAGAAACAAACUUCCAAGCCAUCGUGCAGAGAGAGGGGGGACAUUGAGAAACAACGGGGGUCGGGAAAUUGGAGCGGUUGCUGAUAAUUCCUCAUCUCAACUUCAACACAAAAGCAACGAUCAAGAAUCGACACAGCAUCGCUCUGCUUCAAAUCGCCGAGGGGGUCAACGCAGCAGAACCGGGGGUUCAGAUCGUCUUGUAGACUGGAACACACCAAAAAACCUAGGUGAAGCAGUACCUGAACCAACACCCGCAUCUAAAGACAAAUGGAAUGAGCCUUCACUGCCGACUUAUCGCAGAUGGAAUGACUUCGGUUCCCUGGAAAAAGGCAAGAAGCGUGGUCAGAAGAAACAGAGUGACAGUAUAGAAGCCGAGAAGGGCAAAGAACAGCAACCUAUGAGGCGCUCCUCCAUAGCUCAGUCCUUUGCGGCAGCCAUUCAAGGAACUCCUAGCAUAUUAGAAGUUCUAGAAGCCAAUCGAAAGGCAAGGAGAAAAGCACGGGAGGACCGGGAAAGUUUGAGAGAGAGCGGAGAUUACCUGGGUGUUCAAGGUGUCAAUCCGCAGACGGGUAUUCUUGAUCUUACAUCGGACAGUGGAGAGAGUACGCUGAGCUCGACAACGGAACAAAAGCUGCUGAACCUAGAGGCACAGGCCAAGAGCACUUUAUCAGCUGCCGAAAGAAAGGAGGCCGAGAUUGAAAUCGUCAAGAUACAUCUUGACCACGAAGUCGCCAAGGCACGACGAAAAGAGAAAGCAGAGAAACAACUGGCAGCUUCUGCCACUGCCAAAUGGCGAAGGGGGACACACCAGUGGUCGUCGGUUCAGAAACCUGAUUUGAGCCCAAUUGCCCAAUCGCACAGAAGUACUUCAGUAUUCUCAAGGCGCCCGUCACGACGAGACUUAGAUAUGGCAAGGGAAGAAGGGCUGAUCGACUUUAACCCAAAGGAAUCGUCCGAUGAAGAAGUCCCGACUGCAGUACGACCCAAGGAAGGUUCCAACUCAUCUGACACAGUGGUCAAAACCCCUCAUAGACGCAGCCUGGCAAACCCAUCUCCUUCAGCCUUGGAGCUUUUCGAGAAUGACAUAAAAUUCCAUAACCCAAGCGAGCCCAGGCUAGACAGAGAUCAGAUCCCAGGGUCUUUCCUCGCACCCGCGCACGAUGAUACACAGAUACAAACGCCUGCCAACGAGACACAACAUCUGCAAGGGAACCAGAAGUUUUACGAGGCAGGCGGAUCACUGGCGCGCCACAGUGAACAAGACCAGCACUCCAGUUCUUUUUUAGAGAAGGGCCUAGAAGGGGCAAUAGAACCGGGGGGAACCCAGAUACCUCGAGUGUCAAUCAGGAAGGACUCUUCAUCAGAUCUCUCGAUGAAACCAAACCUCACAGCAUCAAGCACCAACCACUUACUAGUGAAGAGCAAGAUCGAGAUACGAAGCCAACACGAGAACAGCAUUCCAGAAAGCUACGUGCAAGAUUUGACGAUCACCCACGAGAAAUCCAUUACCCUCCCGACAACAUUGGAACAGACCGCGUCAAAUUCCCUAGAAAGCCAGUGCCAACACACUCCAGUCUCGACAUCCCAUCAGCAAGUCCUCACAGGGCGUGUAUAG